AUGGACUCUCGACUUUUGGCGCCCAAACUCUCGCACAAGUCUCGAACUCAAAGGAUCCCGUGGAGUGGUUUGGCGGCCGCAGGCGCUGCUGGAAGUCGCAGCGAUGCUCGUCCUCUCGCGCAGGGCCGCCUGUUCGCCUCUCCGUCGCAGGAUUCGGUCGCGGCGUCCGGAGCCAGAACGAAUAGCGUGUGGAGGUCCUCUCGACCGUGCGUUUUGAUUCGCUUCGGAGUCCUGAGUCCUCGCGACCUGAAAUCUCGUCGCCGGAAGCAUCAGUGGAAGCAGUCCCAGGGUGAAGGAUGGGAUGAGGGAGAAAUGAGCAAGAUUUGAAUGCCAAUGAUUUGUGACGUGAGGGUGAGGAUGAGGGAAUUAAAUGAGGAAUGCUAAUCUCCAAGCACUUGAUUGAAGGCAAGAGGAGGACCAAGAGCGCAAGAGAGGGGAGGGAGACCGUCUCUUGACGAGAUCGUUGCUUUCUAUUUCCAGAAUAAUUGUCCACAGCACACCAACGAUUCUUCUUCCCGUCUCCGGGCAUCAUAUGUACACUCGCUCGCUUGGUCGAAUAAAAAACUUUAUCGAGCAUCAAGUUUAUCCGGAUAACGACUCCACUCCCUCUCUCUCUAGUCCUUCCAAUUGUGCUUCAGUGGAAGGGAGAGUUGGAACGUCCUGUCCGCCAGAUUGAAGAGGACCUAACUCUACGAAAUCUGGAAAUUGCCAUCUGAGACUUCACGUUAGUCGAUGCAAAGUAUUCUCCUCGCCAGAAAAGAAGCAUCCUGAAAAGAAGCAUCUCAAGAGUCCCGGAAAUAGUAUAGCAUGAUUCAUGACUUCCUGGCUCGGACUAUAAGCAUCCUUCCCUUGGCUCGGACUUGUCAAUAAUAGUAACGAACUAAAUCGAAGAUGAAAAGAAACCCCAUAACGAAGAGGACGAGCUUGUUAAGGUCAUUCUGAACAUCCUGAACUCGUAUGAUUUUUUUAAAAAUUUUUAAAUACUAAAAUUUUUAUCGUUUCGGAGGCCUCCAAUCUUGCAGGAAUGACAACGGACACCGAGGAGAUGAUUGAGUGUGUCUCGUCAGUGUAGAAAAUGUGCUUAUAAUCUGCCCUCCCUCAUGUUC
Messenger RNA from Marchantia polymorpha subsp. ruderalis, 1106 nucleotides. The record is from the annotation of a GenBank genome assembly. Lineage: Eukaryota; Viridiplantae; Streptophyta; Marchantiopsida; Marchantiales; Marchantiaceae.